AAAAAAAAUUCCAAAACCACUUGUUCUUGGGGGAUAAAUAUGAAAAGUAGCUCCUUUUCUCUUUGAUUUUAUACUUAUAUGGAUUAUAACUUCCCCACAUACCCUCUAUAUUCUUUUCCCCCCACCCAACAAAGCCAUUCAAUUUCAAGCAGCUACCAAAGAUCUUCAAAGAAGAAGGAAAAGAUGAUUCAAGAAUUACUUGGAGGUGCAGGACUGACAGUGGGAGAGAGAAAGAUUCCCAUCAACGGAAGCAUUUUAGAAGGAACACCUACUACUACUACUGUUUCUCCUUCUCCAUCAACGUCUUCUUCUUCAGCGUCUGCAACUGCUAAUUCAACUACCUCGUUAAAUUCAGAGAACCAAAAUUUGAGGUGUCCGAGAUGCGAUUCUUCCAACACCAAGUUCUGUUACUACAACAACUACAACCUGACGCAGCCUCGACACUUCUGCAAAACUUGUCGCCGGUACUGGACAAAAGGUGGUGCUCUACGGAAUGUUCCUAUUGGAGGUGGAUGCCGGAAAAAUAAGAACAGUACCAGUGUUUCGAUGGGAAAAUCCACUGCUGCUAAUAAGAUGAAGACGGUGGCGUCUGAGAUUGGAGUAAGAUCCGGGUUUGUUAACGGGUCGGACCACGACCCGCUUCUCUGGGCUUCUCCACAGAACUCCCAUAUUCUCGCCUUACUCAGAGCCACCGCCCAAAACCCUAACCCUAAUCCGGUUAAGGAGGAGCUGGGUUUCAUGGGAUCCCACGGGAUGAACGAGCCAUUCAUAACUGGCGCGCCAAAUGCUCGAGCCCUGGGCUCGGCUCCUUUGGGCCAGCUUCCAUCUAUGGGUCUGUGCAGCUCUUUUUGGAAGAACAAUCAGCAGAAUGGAAUCAUGUUGGGUGAAGUUCAAAACACAGGGAUUCAAGAACUGUAUCAGAGGCUCAAAUCAUCAUCAACAAAUUACUACACCGAUAACUCGGCAGUAAUAUUUCCAGGCAAUGUAGCUUCGUCUUCGUCUUUCUCUUCAUCUAUUUUGGAAUCGGCUCCGGUGGCUGCAGGAGGUGAGUUGGGUUACUGGAAUCCGGUGUUUUCAUCAUGGUCUGAUCUUCCGACAAACAAUGGUGCAUAUCCUUGAACUUAACUUCAUACAUAUGCUAAUGUUUCGUUCCUUCCUGUAGUUGCCUGGGUUGUGGUAUAAAAAUAUGAAGUGUAGCUAGUUCAGCAUGAAUUUUGAUAUUUCUCCCCCAAAUUUUCCAUUUUAUGUGUGAUUUCUGGUGUGUUUUGAACUUAAUUGUGAGCUUGUACUAAGAGAACUACCUAGUAAAAGAAUGAAAAAUCUUAGGUGUUUCUUGAUUUUACAAUCCUGGAUGAAUUGAAAUCCAUUUUGAGGAUGUUCUUAAUUAAUUAACCAUGGUGAU
This is a messenger RNA of Rubroshorea leprosula, 1402 nucleotides long. The record is from the annotation of a GenBank genome assembly. NCBI's taxonomy places the organism in Eukaryota, Viridiplantae, Streptophyta, Magnoliopsida, Malvales, Dipterocarpaceae.